Messenger RNA from Harmonia axyridis, 1139 nucleotides. Its product is annotated as protein phosphatase 1 regulatory subunit 42-like. The coding region runs from base 70 to 1047 and encodes 325 amino acids. The transcript has 6 exons. Lineage: Eukaryota; Metazoa; Arthropoda; Insecta; Coleoptera; Coccinellidae. The record is from RefSeq and is a predicted model, not a curated record. Gene Ontology annotation, molecular function: protein binding.
CCAAUCAAUAGUAGUUACUAUGCAAUAUUAAAAUGACAUGACAGAAUAUUUCAAGUUCUGUUGUAGAAGAUGAAAACUAAAGAAGGGGAGCUUCUUCCUCGUGGGCGGAAGAUUCAAAACUCAAAAACCCAUUUAUAUUAUGAUCAUAAAAAUUUGAAGGCAAUCCCCCAAAUGAACUUGUCGACUGCUUGUGUUAUCUAUUUGCAUAACAAUGCCAUUUCACAAAUAGAAAAUAUACAAUCUUCCACUUUAUGUGCACUAUAUCUCCAAUGUAACAAUAUCUCGGAGAUUAAAAAUUUAGAAGAAGUCAAGAAUCUUAAGAAACUGUAUCUAGGAAAUAACGAAAUCUGUGUUCUUGAAGGUCUCAACCAACUUGGACAAUUGGAAGAGCUCCAUAUAGAAAAGCAAAAUUUACCUAUGGGCACAUCACUUUGCUUUGACCCGAGAAGUAUAAUGUGCAUAUCGAAAUCACUUAAAGUACUCAACAUUUCGGACAAUGGAAUAGAAUCUCUGUCAGGUUUAAUGCCCUUGCGCCACCUCACUUCUUUAUGUGCCUCAAACAAUAGAUUGAAGGAUAUCGAAGAAACAUGUGAACUAUUAAAAUUUUGGUUCUACUUGAAGAACGCAUGGUUUCAAGGCAAUCCAAUCAGUAAGAAACAUCGAUAUCGUGAAGAUAUAAUAGCAUCGUCUUAUUGUCUUGAUUUCUUGGACGAUAAGCCUGUCUCACCAUCCUCUAGGAAUUUCAUCAAAUGUUUGGAAAAUAACAAAUUGAAAAAAUCAAGUAGACCUUCCAUUGAUCUUACACAAAUCGUUGCAAGUGCGCCAGAUAAUUAUCCACCACCAUUGAAAAAUGCAGUGUCUGCAUCUCUGAUACAUAGCCAGUUACAUAUUUUCGGUCCUUUGGAUGUUCACAUUAAAAAUCCAAUUUCAAUUGUACGAGGCAAACCGAGACUGAAGAAAAAACCACCUCAUAACCGACUCAACAAAGAAGACUCUCAUUCAUUUCCUGCAUUAUUUGCCUAUGGAAUGGGAUCUGCUUGGAAGUGAUCAUUUUCAUUAGAAAAAUAUAACCAUACCUGAUCGAUAAUGUAAUUCUAAUCGACUACAUCUGAGAUUAAAUCAAACGAUAAAUUUUAAAA